Raphanus sativus (radish) is the source of this 1362-nucleotide messenger RNA. RefSeq names its product geranylgeranyl pyrophosphate synthase 4. Gene Ontology annotation, biological process: isoprenoid biosynthetic process. NCBI's taxonomy places the organism in Eukaryota, Viridiplantae, Streptophyta, Magnoliopsida, Brassicales, Brassicaceae. Bases 53 to 1171 code for a protein of 372 amino acids. Gene Ontology annotation, molecular function: geranylgeranyl diphosphate synthase activity. The transcript has a single exon. The record is from RefSeq and is a predicted model, not a curated record.
AUUAUAAAGAACAAGAACCAAAGAUCAAUAUCAAGCACCAUACAUUGAUCAAAUGGAAGCUCAAUCUAUCAUUCUCUAUCUCUUACUCUUCUUCCUAUCUCUAAACUUCUUGUUUCAAACUCUAAAACAACGCCUGAGUCCGGCAAAUACACGACGGCUAAUCCGUUUCCUCCACUUCCCGCUCAAAUCCACCGCCGCAUCCGCCGUCUUCGCCAGACAAGAUGUCCACGAGUUUCUCGAUUCACCAACAACCCAAGCAGACAACAAGGAAGACGAUACCGAGUUCGACUUCAAACCCUACAUGAUAAGCAAAGCAGAGUCGAUAAACAGAGCACUAGACAAAGCCAUCCCGCUCGUGGACCCUCUCGACAUCCACAGGGCGAUGCGCUACGCCAUCCUCGCCGGCGGCAAACGCGUCAGACCGAUACUCUGCCUCGCGGUCUGCGAGCUGGUCGGAGGGGAAGAGCGUCUGGCGGUUCCCGCGGCGUGCGCGGUCGAGAUGAUCCACACCAUGUCGCUCAUCAAAGACGACCUUCCUUGCAUGGACAACGACGAUCUCCGGCGAGGGAAACCCACGACGCACAAAGUCUUCGGAGAGAGCGUGGCCAUUCUCUCCGGAGGCGCGCUCUUGGCUCUGGCCUUCGAGCAUCUAACGACGGAGGCUGACGUGUCACCGGAGAGGAUGGUUCGAGCGGUUAGAGAGCUGGCAAAGUCGAUAGGGACGAAAGGGCUCGUGGCGGGACAAGCGAUGGAUUUGAGCAGCGAAGGGUUGGGUCGAAACGACGUCGGGUUGGAGGAGCUGGAGUUUAUUCACGUUCAUAAAACCGGUUCGUUGCUUGAGGCUUCGGCGGUUAUUGGAGCGGUUAUGGGAGGUGGUUCGGAGGAAGAGAUUGAGAGAGUGAGGAAGUUCGCGAGGUGUGUUGGGUUGUUGUUUCAAGUUGUUGAUGAUAUUUUGGACGGGACUAAGUCGUCGGAGGAGCUGGGGAAGACCGCCGGGAAAGAUCAGGUCGCGGGAAAGCUGACGUAUCCGAAAGUGAUGGGACUUGAGAAAAGUAGAGAGUUUGUUAGGAGGUUGAGGAGAGAUGCGAGGGAACAUCUUAAAGGGUUUGAUUCGGACAAAGCCAAACCUUUGGUAGCUCUUGCUGACUUCAUUGCCAACAGAGAUAACUGAAAGUGCAUGCAGAAAUGAUAAUCAGACACUUUUGUUGUGGAGAUGUUAAAUUAUAAAUCAAAAUAUACAAUUGUGAAAACGGUUGAAAUUAGCUGUUUUAUUGGGACUUAAUUGGAUAUUUGUUCGUUUGUAAUGUAAAAUUACAUAAAAUAAAUGGUCAAUCUGAAAAUAAAGAUAGUGUUUUUGUUCUU